Molecule: messenger RNA, 1569 nt
Organism: Symbiodinium sp. CCMP2592
Lineage: Eukaryota; Dinophyceae; Suessiales; Symbiodiniaceae
Source: the annotation of a GenBank genome assembly
AUGCAGCGUCUGCCAUGGUUCCUCUUCGCUUCUGCGAUGUCGGAGGUGUUUGCGCGACUGGUCAGGGGCAGCGCUUUUUCGGACAGCCAGGGCGGCUUGGGAAGCCCCGCAGGCCCAGAGGGGCCCUCUGCCGGAUCGUGGCCAGGGGCACAACCUUGGUCGUGGGAUGUCGCCCGGUGCCUCUACGAAGGGGACGUCCUGGCGAAGCUCAGUAAGGGACUGGUGGCCGCAGUCUACUGCGGCUUCAUCGCCGUGUCCCUACGCCUGGCGUUGGUUGGUCUGCCAAACAAGAUGCCCCGGCAUCCCAGCGUGGAGGACGGCUGUCCCCGGAGCUGGGUGGUGUUCAUGGGCGUCGUCUACGCUUUCAUCUACUUCACCACGGACCAGUAUGUGCCAAGCCUUCCGCAGAUGGAGGUUGACCUUCUGGGCUCCGAGAGCCUCAUGAGCGGCACUGUGCAGAUGAACUUAUGCAUCAAGGCCGUCUUUGGCAUGGCCACCGCUGGCCUGUCCGAUCGAAUCGGCCGGAGGCCCGUGCUGCUCGUCUGCCUGACUUUGCUUAGCGUGGCAAGCUUCUGCUGCGGCUGUGCCCGCAAGAUUGAGUGGUUCAUCGCUUCGCGGCUGCUGCAGGGCAUGGGAGAAUCCCUGGAGCCAGUCAUCUUUGCCAUGGCCCGCGACUACUUCGCUGAGCCAUCCGAGCGUUUCGUAGUCGUCGCGGCUUUGCAGAUGAUGGCUUUCGUGGGCAUUGCCUUGGCUCCUCUUGUCGGAGGGCUCGGCGCGCAUUACUGGAGCUGGCGCGCGUCGUUUUUUGGCCUUGCCCUGAUCUGGGGCCUCCUCGCCAGCUAUGCUGGCUUGGCCAUGGUUGAAUGCUGCCCGGACGGAGAGAGUCAAAGCUACCUCAGCGACCUCUCAAGAAUCUUGGACCCACACCUUCUUUGCCUCCUUCUGACGGAAAGUUGCGUCAUGGGCGCUUAUUUUACCUUCAACGCGAACAGCAGCUACCUGGCAGAGGUGACCUUUGGCGAGUCGGUAAUUAAUUCGUCGGAGAUCAUGCUCGUGUUUGGUGCGCUCUGUGGCAUUGGCGCCUUCUUGAUCGAGAGGCUUCGGCUGGGCAGUGUGCUGCAGAUGGCACGCUGGGCUUUGAGUCUUCUUGGCGCUGCUGGUGCAAUCUCCCUGCUGCUGGGUUUUUUCUUCUCCCAGUUCCUCUGGGGUUACCUCGCAGGGUCCUUCCUCCAGGCGUGCGUUCUAAUGAUGGCCCUGGUCUCUGCCAACGUGCUCUUCUUCGAGCCCCUGGAGGACUGUGCAGGCAUGGCUGCCUCAUGUGAGAUCGUGGCGCAGAGCGUAAUCCCAUGCCUGCUAUCGGCCCUGGCAACGCAGCUGAUGAUCCACAACGGUCCUGCCGGGCUCAUCUUCUGCCAAGCGGCGGCGUGCGUAGCUGCAGCCGCCAUCUUCUGGCUGGGAUAUGGCAUUUCGCCCCCGGCUUGGACAUGUCGGGACUUCGAGAAGGCACAAGAAGGGCUCCACGAUCGGUUGCUCUCCUCGGAGGCGCCGACACUCUGUGAGAAGUUUUAG